Molecule: messenger RNA, 1569 nt
Organism: Laetiporus sulphureus 93-53
Lineage: Eukaryota; Fungi; Basidiomycota; Agaricomycetes; Polyporales; Laetiporaceae
Exons: 2
Coding region: 1-1569 (522 amino acids)
Source: RefSeq, a predicted model, not a curated record
AUGGGCGCCGCGCCAAGGAAGCGGGCCCGGCGGGGGAGGGAGAUCACUAGGCAGUGGCGCGGUCAGACGUGGAAAAAUUCAGGGCCGUCGUAUAACAAGAUAUGCGACUUGUAUAAUAGCCUCACCUCCCCGCCUCAAGUUCCCCGUAUCUCCUUCCUCCUUCCCUCCCCGACGACGACGAUUGCGACUGCAGGCAUGGACACUUCCGCCUUUGCACAGUACUCGCCCCUCUUUACGUCCGGCCUCCUCUCCGGCCGCACCACCCCCGAGCACGACUCGGACCGUGCCCCCGCGUCUCCCUCCUCCUCUCGCCUGUCCUGGCGCCGCCGCCAUUUCAAGCGGGAGCACCACGACAGCCUGCCUCUCGCCGUGGACACCGCAAUCACCAGCUUCUACGCGGUCGUGCGCUCCGACAUCGACCUUGCCGCGGACAAUGCCAUGUUCCUCACUCUCAUGCCGCACCGGCGCCAGACGGACGGGGGCCGCUCGUUCCUGUCCCUGGAUCUCGCCGAGUGCCAGUCCAUGCGCUCGAUGAGCCUGCGUCGGAAGGACACCGUCACGACGCGGGCUACGACGUACCUUGGGCAUUCUGAGCCCAACUCGCCGACGGGAGCCUUGAAGACAAUAGGAGAGGACUUCACAUACUCUCACUUCGGCCUCGCGAGCCCUCCGAGCCCUGCACCCUCUAAACUCCGCCGAUCCUCUCGCGAGACUCUCCGUCUCCCUUCUCCAAAGCCUGCUCCAUCCGUUCGCUUGCCUGACCCUCCAACAGUGCCCACCUCACGACGGCGGCGUACAUCCAAUUCCACUCUAACGCUCUCUACUGUCCUCUCUGCCUCCCCAUCAUCAACGACGAGCCCCAUCUCUCUGUCGCACCACGCUUCGCACUCGGCACCGUCGCUCCUCCACAUGCCGCUCUCCAUGCCGCCAAAUUUCCAGCCUGAUCAUUCCUACUCCUUCUUCUCGCCCUCCUCACCAACCGCACCCGCGAGUUUGCCCCUCGCAUAUUCACCAGAGUCAUCACCCGCACCCUCAAUCGCGUCUGCCCCUGCGGCCAUCGGGCUCAGGGCAUCACCAUCCUUCCGCUCUGUAGCCUCCGUCAACACGCGUUUACGCAAUCGCUCCGCCGCGCUGGCGGUGCUCGAGGGCCGGACACGGGCGAAGGCGCCUUCGCGGAACUUCAUGAGCAUGAGCGACGACGAGGACGAGUGCGAGCCCGAGGCAGAACAGGAGCCAGAGCAGGAGGACGAUCGCGAUCAGGCCGACGUGCAAGCGCGACUGUUGGAGGUGCUCCAGGAGGAGGAAGACGUCGUCAUCCCAUUGUCGCUAUCGCCCUCAAAGCGCCCCGCAGUGCUGAUUCCCGAUAACAUGAAGGACGAGUCUGGCAAGUGGCUCAGCGGGACGUCGCGUUCGCCGGGCGCGGUGACGGGUUCGAGCUCGACGCUUCCGAAGAGGAGCCGGAGGGGCACGCUGGAGUCGUUCUUGCAGCCGCUGGCGAACUUCAUCGAUCUGAGAGAUGACGACCGCUCAUCGAGAGGCUGGAGGAGCUUCGUCGAGAUCUCCUCAUAG